AAUUCCAGGCUGACGUUCCAAUUAGUUCUCAUCAUCAGGCUUCCUUACAUCAAGCCAGCGUGAUUCUGGGCCAAGAGCAGUCCCUCGGAGGGCCACCUAGGCAAGAGAAGAGGAGGCGUAAAAAGACACAUUGUGUAUUUUUAGAAAAAUGAGGCCUCACAAUACCCUUUUUGGAGACUGAAUUAUUAAGGAACUGAAGUGCGCGGGUGCACGCGUCCCAGUUUUCUGAUUAACACAGUGUGAGCAGCCUGGCCCUGGGAUGAAUCAGGGAUGAGACGUAGGACCAACUCCUUGACAAACUUACCGAGAGACCGAGCUUGAUUUUCAAGCACACUCAGCUCUUAGUUAUUCGGAUGUUGUCACCCGAUUUGUUGGAUUUUGGGUCAAGGUGUGCUCGAGGUGAAACCCUGCUUGUUUUUUGUCCACAUUUACCUGAGAAGAGACGCCUGGAUCUACAAAUAGACGCUGAAAAUGAAGAGGUUUUUGCAAAACAAAAAAGGCAGACAUUCAUUGCGUCAAAACAAAAGGACUUCUCGUUGCCAAUCCAAAGAUUUCUUCCUCAACAUGCCGACAUCCAACCAGGGCUGGCCCGAGGAGUUUGGAUUCCAGCUAGGCGGGAAUGGACCUAGCUAUAUUUUGUCUGUGGAAGAAGGAAGCAGUGCCCAACUGGCCGGUCUGCAGGCUGGAGAUCAAGUUUUGGAAAUUGAAGGCCACAAUGUAUCAAUGCUGGGACCGCAAGCUGUUAUUGCCAUCGCCCAGACCCAGAAGAACAUCCCCCCCAGCAUUGGAGUUGUGUCUCGCAUACAGCAGAUGGAUAUCAUACCAGGUCCUGAUGGACGGUUUGGUUUCACCAUUGUAGGCGACAGUCCCUUGUUGGUGGAGGACUGCUCCCCCUUCUCCCCAGCAGGCCGUGCAGGUUUGAGGGCAGGGGACUGCGUCAUGGAGGUCAGCGGCAUCCCCGUUAGGCAGCAUGAGACGGCUGCGGCGCUAAUAAAGUCCUCCCAGGGCAGGACGCUGCGCCUAGGUGUAUUGCACUUGGGCGCGAGGCAGAAAGACAGCAUCAACAUAGAGGAAAGUCAGAUAGUAGGGGAGGGCGCAAGGGUAAACCGGAAAUAUAAGGCUCUGGAGUUCAACAGGAAGGUUGAGCAGAUUUUGAGUGAUGAGCCCAACGUGAAGGAGAAACUGUUCAGCGUGUUAAAGCAAUAUGCGGCUGAGAAGAAUGUCGACUGGUUGGCCUCCAUUUUGCCUGAAAUCCUUAUCACCGAUGAUCACAGACAGCUCAUCUCAAGUAUCCGAAUCUUCAUUCCCAAGAAGCACCGGCAACGCUUUGAUGAGUCCGUCUCCCAAAACGUGAUCAACAGGCUGUGCCGCAGCAAGAGCAUAAGCGAGCCACAGGGCAGAAUCCGUCGCAGCCGGAGCGAAGACCACUCGGACCGUCACCAUGGGAGCAAACGGGCCAGUUCGGUACCCCGAGAUGGUGGGGAACCAGGAGGAAGGGGCGAUAUGGAAAGAGACAGAGGUCACAGGAAGUCAGUCUCUGGAGUACCAACACAUCCCCCCAUUGGACCUAAUCAGAGGCUCAUCCGUGUCUACAGAGGCAAGAAAACCUUUGGCUUCACACUGCGAGGUCACGCGCCAGUCUGCAUCGAUUCAGUCAUUGCAGACAGUCCUGCUGAAGAAUGUGGACUUAAACCAGGCGACCGCAUCCUCUUUCUCAAUGGACUAGACAUGAGGAACUGUUCCCAUGAAAAGGUGGUAUCCAUGCUGCAGGGCAGCGGUGCCAUGCCCACCCUGGUUAUAGAAGACGGUCCGUCCGAUUACUCCUCAGACCCGACAGAACAAGAAGAAACUCCGAGUCUGUCCUCCAACACAAUGCCGCGCUCUCGAUCUCCUGUUCUCAGCUCCCUUCAGUGGGUGGCUGAGAUUCUGCCACCAAGCAUCAAAGUCCACGGGAGGACAUUCAGCCAGCAGUUGGAGCACUUACUGACUAUCCAGGAAAGGUACACGGUCUGCAAGGCCCUGGAGACCUUCUUCCAGCACAGGAAUGUGGAUACUCUCAUAGUUGAUGUGUUUCCAGUGUUGGACACACCAGCUAAGCAGCUGAUCUGGCAAUUUAUUUACCAGUUACUGACUUAUGAUGAGCAGGAACGCUGCCAGAGCAAGUUGUCACGUUUCCUGGGCUUUAAAAGCAGUGCUGUGUUAGAGCCUGACGCAGGUUCGGACCACCAUCGAAGGAGCAGCUCAGUUCGAAUAUCUGGCACGCCAUAUCGCAGCUGCGUGCGAGAGAGGAGUUCUGAUGACUGCAUCAUCGGAACUCACCUAGGAAUGGGAAUUCAUGUGGAUGAAUGUGGCAGCCAGGAAGAGAGGCAAUCCGGAGAUGGAACCUCCUUCCCUGAGUCUCCUGACCUCAGUCAUAUGUCAGGUGUAUACACGGAGCUGGAGAAUGUGUACGCAGGAAAGAGUGUGUCCCCGCUGCAGGGGGGAACCCCAGCAGAGUCCGAGGGGCCGGGACAGACUGAGGCCUAUGGCCGCUCUCUUUCCCCCCUCACACUUCCCCCACUCACAGGUAACCGUAAAUCAGGCCUGUCCCUGACCUGGAAGGAGCCCCUCCCAACACCUGUCUAUGGGAUCCAUCAUCAAAGCAGCGUGGACUCCAACCCUUAUGUCAGCCUGGAGAGCCCCCCAGGUUCACCCCAACACAGCCCCAGCACGAUGGGCCGCCGCAAGAAGCUGUUCACUUUCUCCCGUCCGCCUCGUAGCAGGGAUACAGACAAGUUCCUGGAUGCUCUCAGUGAGCAACUGGGCCAGCGCGUCACCCUGGAUGACUACGUGCCGGGCGAGAACGACUACGAGGAGAUGAGCUUCCCAGAGGAUCAAGACACUGGCUUCAUACGUCGGCAGCUCAGUAGCGGCAGCAGUGAGGACCACAGUAGCAGUGACGAAGUUUCCUCUCCCUGCUACUCUUCUGGUUCCGAGCAGAUCCCCCCUCCUCCUAAACAGAGCCCCCCACCUCCUCCACCAUUCCAGGUCUUGUUACCUCCUCCAGUCCAGUUCACGGACCCCGUCCCACCUGUUCGCUUCUCCCCGGAACACGUCCCCCGCAGUCGGAUGCCCUUCCAGCCUCACCACCCCAUCAUCCCCCCUCCUCCGCCCCCUUUGAGGACCAUCCUGUCCAACCGAUCGCCUCUCCACAAUGUCCUGCCCACGAGGGAGGGCACGGACGACCAGCGAUUCCAAACGCUGUCGCGUGGCCGCACCACCUUUACCACCACCACUACCAUUCUGCGAUCGUCUCGCCCCAGCUACCUCCCCCGCCAGCUUAGCCAACCACAGCCCAUUUGUCAGCCCUCUCCCCAGCUGUCCCCUCAAACGCUGCGGCCGAGCCAGCUUGUCCUGCACAGGCACCACCAACUCCACCACCAGCACAGCUAUCAGGGUCCUCUACCCCCGUCCCUCGAAGAUCACAGUCCACCUAGGGGUCACAAGCAAGACCCCUCUGUGUCAUUUCGCAAGCCUCCAAACUCUACCCUCACCAGCCACACUAAAGAGCAAGAGUCACAGCAGGCACCCCCACCUCCUCCUCCCCCUUUGCCCCCGCCCUGUGACCCACCCCCCCUGCCGAAGCCGGGACAAGCCUCAGACACCAACCACAUGAGCGUGAAAAGACUGCGCUGGGAGCAGGUGGAAAACUCCGAGGGUACCAUCUGGGGUCAGCUCGGAGAGGAUUCUGACUACGACAAGCUCACCGACAUGGUGAAGUAUUUGGACCUUGAUCUGCACUUUGGCACUCAACGCAGACCCAUGUCUCCACCAGAGCCGACCUUCCUGCCCGAGAACUUAAAAAAGAAAGAUGUCGUGGAGAUUUUGUCUCACAAGAAAGCCUACAAUGCAUCCAUCCUCAUCGCCCACCUGAAGCUCUCACCCGACGAGCUUCGCCAGGUCCUGAUGGACAUGAUCACGGACAGACUGGAGCCUGCCCACAUUAAGCAGCUGUUGCUCUACGCCCCUGACGAGGACGAGGUGAAAAAGUACGAGCAGUUCGACCAGGACCCGGCCAAGCUAAGCGAACCUGACCAGUUUAUUUUCCAGAUGUUGAUGGUGCCCGAAUAUAAGACCCGCCUGAAGAGCCUCCACUUCAAGACCACCUUGCAGGAAAGGACAGAGGAGAUGAAAGUGGCCUUUGAUUACAUCUACAAGGCUUCUUUGGAGCUGAAGACUAGCAAGAAACUGGCCAAAAUCCUUGAAUUUGUGCUCGCAAUGGGGAAUUACCUUAACAACGGGCAACCCAAAAGCAACAGGACUACCAGUUUUAAGAUCAACUUCCUUACAGAGCUCAGCACAACCAAAACGGUGGAUGGGAAAUCCACUUUCCUCCACAUUUUGGCUAAGUCUCUGUGCCAACAUUUCCCAGAGCUGCUCAACUUUUCCAGAGACCUCACCACGGUGCCUUUGGCAGCCAAGGUGAACCAGAGGGCGAUGACCACAGAGCUCAGCGACCUUCAUGCCACCAUCCAGGACAUCAGAGCAGCGUGCCUGAAGAUCCCCUUAACUUCUGAGGACCACUUUGCUUCAGUCAUGAGUAGUUUUCUGGAGAACAGCCACCCUUCGAUUCAGUCUCUGGAGUCUCUGCAGAACAGAGCAAUGGAAGAGUUCUCCAAAGUGGCCUCUUUCUUUGGAGAAGACGGCAAGUCCACCAGCACGGAGUCCUUCUUUGCUAUUUUUGCAGAUUUCAUAUCCAAAUUUGAGCGGGCCCUCAAUGAGACCCAGACACCUGAAAAUCCCAGAAGUCCAAGACUGUCCUCCCCUCUGGCCUGGUAGACUCAACACAGCCAGUUCAGACCCCACACAACCAAAGUGCCAAAAAAAAUAACAUGUGGUGACGCUCCCCCCCAAACAGCGCAGAGCCACAUCUUGUCUAGCUUAUCAGGAGUGCCCCCGUGUGGAGAAAUUAUUAUUUGCUUUUCUCGGCAGAGCUGUCCCCUGAAACAGCACUUGUACAAAUAAAUGACCAAUGAAUGGAUGACAACCUGCACAGCUACAGAUAUUUAUUGUAAGAUUUGAAACGUUUAUAUUUUGUCAUGUUGUGAAGAAUAGCAAAGAUGCAGACAGUUUCCAAAUGAUUCACAGUUUACAUGUACAUGACAUUUCAGGACUUUAAAGAAUGUAAAGAAGUAGUUUAGGUCAGCAGUUCAGUCAGUACAAUACAUUUUAAUAGUGAAGCAUUUUAUCAGUUGCUGUCACUAUAGACUGAUCUUCUGGUUUCUUCUGAUACAAGGUCCUGCUUGUACAGUAUUAGCAGGUGAUGCGCUACCUGAGUGAAGGAGCUGUAAAUGAUCCACUGUCUACUCAUUUGCUGUCAUUGAUGGCAAAAGUUGUCAAAUCUUAUUGCAACUGAGCCGGGGCGUCACUAGACCUAAUACAACACUGGGGCACAGCGGGGCACUAGCGAGUGAGCAAAAAACAUUUUUUUUUUUAGCACUUAUCAAUUAUAAAAAGUCAGAAAUAGCACUUUAAAUUACAGGUAGUCCACGGGUUACGACCAACUGGAGUUACGCGAUUUCUACUUUACGACAUCGGAGUCUGGUCUUUCAUUUUGUCUCCAGUUUUUUUGGCGCAACUCCAAUGACCCGGGCCGGUGAAACACCGACAACCCAGCCAAAAGGCCAAACUCCACACGUUCUCCUAAGUCCUAACCCCUUGUACUGACUUCAUUUUGAAAGCUGGAAGAAGGCUUCGAAACACAAGUUGACAAUUUAUUCAGGUCAACAGUGAUCAAACAGCAAAUAGGUCGUCGACAUACAGGCAAUUCUGGAUCCAGGGUCAGCAAAACAACGAGCACAUCAGAAUGUCCCUGAGUAGCGACAGUUUUUAGCUAAACGUUCAGUCUUUUUGAAGUCUGCGGUACGGUGGGUUGGACAUAGGGUGGGCCUGGGUGUUGUUUAAGAUAAUUCUUCUGUUGCAGAUUUGGGCAGUCAAGUUCUUGCGUCACUGUUCGUUGCUGGGUUACGGUUACUGAGGCAACUGAGGUUGGAGGUUCGGCCAUACUUGACGUCUGAGAGGCGCUGGGCUAUCAAACCUAGAGUUGUUUUUGUUAUCGGGUGUUGUGGUAGUACAGGACGUCCCGCCAUCUGUUCUGGAGUGUCCUGAAGAGCUGAUUGCGGCAUUUGGUGUUGCAGACGUGGGCUUGUAGGAUGUUUUGCCUAUCACCUGGUAGUCAGCGUCAAUCUUGCUCAGUCAGCUGCAUGACGCACGCAUUGGGCUUCCGUGGUUAGACGGCCGUCAUGUAUCUCUUAUGCCCUAUGUCAAAUAUAUUCUGCUUGUUUUCUUUAAACUAUGAUAUAGAUGCUAUUUAUUUUAUAUUGGGUACGUUAGAGUAAUACAAACAGUCGAACAGUCAGGACGAGAAAAGAUUAUUUUCCCUUCAGUGUUCAAACGUCCAUCUAGUCUGAUCAAUAUGUAAAUUUAGUCGAUUAAAUUAGCGUAAUUUUUUUUCACAAGUUCGCGAGCAUAAAUACUAACGUAUUUACAAUUCUCAUAGCAAAUUGCUCACACGUAACUCCACAAACUGUAGCUCUAAACCUAAACCCAUCAAAUGCAUACACAAAUGUAUUUUAGCUGAAGCAACUUACAGCCUUAUGUAGGCUAAACCACCUAUCCUUUAUACAUGUGAGACGUCUGAGUGCUCCUGUAUGGAAGCAUUAUUGAACGACAGUCCAGCCAGACCCAACUCUGCCACCAUAGGGCAGUGUAUCCUCCACCAUUAAACAAAAUACAAUACUUCUGGACUUUCUGGAGUUAUUUUGAAUUUUUAAAGGGUUAUUUUUGACUUACACGGAAAUUCGUGGUUGCGUCGCCAGCGUAGGAACAGAACUUGUGCGUAACUUGGGGACUACCUGUGUAUAUAAACAUACCUAAUCCAAGUUUGUGUCAAAAAAAAAAUAAAAAAAUUAAAAAAGUGAAAAAGAUAAAUGUUAGUACAAGUUAUAAAAAUUUUAUAUUAAAACCCCUUAAUGUUUUCGUUUUAAUAAAAUUUGAAAAUUUUCAAUGAAAAAAUAAAUUAGUAGCUCGCCAUUGUUGAUGUCAAUAAUUACACAAUGCUCAUGGUGCUUAAACCCAUAAAAUCAGUCGCACCAAAGCGCCAGCAGAGGGAGACAAAAAACACAAGUAACAAGUGGACAUGACACUGUGCUGUCAUUUUAAUCUGUUUGAGUGGGGCAUGUGCGUUAAUUGCGUCAAAUAUUCUAACGUGAUUAAUAAAAAAAUAAUAAUUACCGCCCGUUAACGCGAUAAUUUUGACAGCCCUAGUUUUUUUUUUGUUUUUCAGCCAUCAGAAUUCAAAAUUAAAAUUGGGACAUACUUUGUUGAAUGCCAAUUCACCUCUGCUUGUGGUCAUCAACUUCCAUCUCUCCUUCACCUCUCCCUACAUUCUGCUGCUCUACUUUGUCUGGACAGAAAUUGAGAUAUAUCACUGUAACUGUUAUGCAAUUAAUCAGUGUCUCUCAACUGGUAGGUUGUGACCUAAAAGUGGUUUAUGUUGCCUAAGGGGGUUACCUAGCUUACCUCUCUCAAUCCUCCUUGCUGAUCUAUCCAUGCUGUGAGCAAAUAACUUUAAUAUCCAUUUGCACGAUUAAUGCUGUUUGAGUCAAAUUGAAAUAAAAAUCUUUUUACCGAUUGCAAGGACUGCAUUAACAAAUAAAAUGCUUGUAAAACUGGAAAUCAUGAUUAGCAGACUUACAAAAUUGUAAGAGGUUAUCUUGCAAAGAUAAGCAAUUCAUUCAUUCAGAUUGAUUCUAUUAAUUUUGGUCAUAUAACAAAUAGCAAAAAAUAGCAUCAGUAUUGAUACGGUCCAAAUACCACAGCUCAUAUUACCACAAUAUUAGACAAAGCUCUUGAGAGCCUUUCACUCAAAUUGCAUUUAAUUGUCAUUGUAUUCGUAGCCAGUUAGCUAAUAGACAGCAGCUAAUCUGCUACUUCAAUUUGCGACCAGAGUAGUUUGCCAACUGCCUGCGACAUAAAGAGUAAAGUUGAACCAUUUAGAUUCACAAUUCAUGGGAAUAGGCGACCAAACAAACCACCACAGAGGUAAAAACGAACAACAAGGAUGUGCAGUUUAUCUGGCAUUAACCUGUAAAGCAGGUGGGAAGAUGUUGUGGUGACCCUUCCUUCUGUGUUCAUAAUUCACCCGUGGAGCUAAUGUGGGGUAUGUUGUGUUCCGGGGGCACUCUUUGUCGGGCGCGUUUCCGGCAGAGACACUAGAGAGUUACAAGAGACACGAGCGGCCGUACACGGCAUCGAAAACUCAACUCACGAGCUACGAGACUCACUGACAUCAUCCGCUACAUUGGUGACCCCGACGUGAUUUGAACCUUCUGUGAGGUUACCCUUCCGUGUUCAUAAUUUACCCGUGGAACUAAUGUGGGGUAUGUUGUGUUCCGGGGGCACUCUUUGUCACGCGGGGUUCCGGCAGAGACACUAGAGAGUCACAAGACACACGAGCAGCAGAACACGGCAACGCAAACUUAAGUCAAGAGCUACGAGACUCAGUUACAUCAUCCACGGAAGUAUCAAUUCAUAUGCCUAUCACAGCCAAAGUUACGUGCAUAAAUUACCAUAUUAAUAAGCCAUGUGCAGUUUGUGUACAUGGAGUGAAAAGAGUAAUAUGACAAUAUGAAAUCGGCGCAUUCUGUAGAUUAUGCUAUGUAGACUUAAAACUCCAAAUUAUUUUAUUUAUGUAUUUAUUUAUACUGGGGCACCCGCCCCAGUGAAAUAUGUCUGGUGACGCCCAUGCAACUAGGAGGCUGGCAGCGGUCAUUCACCGGUCAUCCCAUUUUACAAUGGAUUUGAAUCAAUUGUCGUUAAGGAAGCGAACGAGUCAAGUGCUUCUCUAGUUGCCAUGGUGACCUCAUGACUCAUCCACAGAGUAACAGUAUAGCUGUGGUGUACUCUAUAUUUUAUUUUGGAGAUUGUAAAUUCCCAUAUUUUGGCUAUGCACUGCUAAUUGUUGUCAUUGCGACUGCUUGGGUGGUCCUCCAAGUUCUGGUUUCGAUUUUGUCGUUGAAAUCACUCGACUGUAUUACUUGUACUGUAAGUGUUGCACAGCUUUCAAAGUGGAGUGUUAUCACUUGUAAAACACAACCAGAACCGCUGCUGCUAAGUAUCGUAACUGUGUUUCUGGUCUAAAUCAGUUGCAUGUUGGUACAAGGUGACAUGAACAUAUGCAGGUGGUAGCAAACCUUCAUUUGGAAAAAAAUGAACAUACUGUCCUUUUAUUGGACAAGUUUAUUUUUUUGUUUCCUCUUUCGUCGGUCUUAUUUAUGUUUUCAGUAGAAGUCGUGUGAUUGUUUAUGUUCAUGUUUGUGUUGAUAUUUUUCCCCAAUGUUUUUGCUCUAUAAAACAAUAUACUCAAAAGUCGAUAAUGCGUCUUUCU
Molecule: messenger RNA, 9427 nt
Organism: Corythoichthys intestinalis (scribbled pipefish)
Lineage: Eukaryota; Metazoa; Chordata; Actinopteri; Syngnathiformes; Syngnathidae
Gene: grid2ipb
Product: glutamate receptor, ionotropic, delta 2 (Grid2) interacting protein, b
Exons: 25
Coding region: 472-4818 (1448 amino acids)
Molecular function (GO): protein binding
Source: RefSeq, a predicted model, not a curated record